CGGCCAAGCCCAACCCGCAUACUCCCUUGUUGUCCGUCUCGCCGCAUAAACUCGCGUCGCCCUCGCCCUCACCCGCCGCCGCCGGUCUCCCACUCCCCGCGCCCCCUUUCUCCGGCUUCGGCCGAGCCUCACGUUUUCCCGCACGGAUCAAACACGCGACAAACCUAGCCUGCUUUCUUCUAAUCCUGGAAAGCUGGGCGGAAAGCACGCCCCCUUCUUCUUGUUCGUCUUCUUCCCCCACUCCAUCUCGCCGCGGAAAUUUCAGUGAACUGGACAAUUAGAUACGCGAGGAGGAUGGAUGUUUGCUGUGCCUACUUCGACCCGGAUUAUGAGAACCUCAACGAGAGGAUUUAUGGGACAAGGGUUAAUGUGGACAACGACUCAUGUGGUAAAUGUACUGUUGUCAACGUGAACAGUCGAAAUGACCAUGACCUCCUUCUUGAAGUGCUCGAAGUUUUGAUUGGUCUCGAGCUGUCGAUCGCAAAGUGUUACAUAUCAUCUGACGGCGGAUGGUUUAUGGACGUUUUCCAUGUGAGAGAUCAGGAAGGAAACAAGGUUUACAGCAAGAAGGCCAUAAACUAUAUAGAGCAGGCAAUAUGUACUAGAGAUUCUCCGAGGUUCACAGUGACGAGAUCGAAUGAGCUUGCGUCCAGACCUGAUGUUGCCGCGCACUAUACAGGAAUUGAGAUGAUUGGCCACAACCGGCCUGGAAUUUUCUCCGAGAUAUCUGCUGUUCUUGCUGAGCAGGGGUGUAAUGUUAUGGAAGCGCAUGCUUGGAGCCAUAAGGACAGCUUAGCCUGUGUUGCAUUUGUGUCUGAUGAAUCAACAUCAUCCCCCAUCAAUGAUCCGAACCGCUUAGCCUCUAUUCAGGACCAUCUUGGUACUGUUCUUGGACCUGGUACCUCAAUGGAUGAAGAUGGGCAUAGUGCAAGAGCUCAUCUGCUUGGGGCUGAUGGCCUGACAAGUCAUCCUGAGCGUCGGUUGCACCAGCUAAUGUUUUCUAGUAAAGAUUUUGAUGGACAUCCAGGAAAGGCAUGUACUGCCUUCCCAAUGCUUAGUUUGGAUGGUUACAAAAAGGGCAGGAGGACAGUUGUCUCUGUUGAUCGGUGCAAUGAGAAAGGAUACUCAGUUGUAAAUGUGGAAUGUGUCGACCGGCCAAAGCUGAUGUUUGACACUGUGUGCACGCUUACGGACAUGCAAUUCAAUGUCUUCCAUGCCUCGGUUUCUUCCCGUGGGCCUUUUGCCUGUCAGGAAUACUACAUCAGGCACAGGGAUGGACAUAUUCUAGACACUGCAGAUGAAAGAUGCCUGGUUGUGAAAGGUGUGAAAGCUGCAGUCGAGCGUCGAACUUGUGAGGGUGUGAAGCUGGAGCUAUGCACGGAGAACAACGCUGGUCUCCUCUCGUACAUCACUAGGGUCCUCCGGGAGAACGGGUUAACCGUUACACAGGCAGACAUCGCGAUGGAAGGAGACAAGAUGAAGAACACAUUCUAUGUCCAAGGCAUCUCAGACAACAAGAUCGACAUGAAUGUCGUCGAGUCUGUUAGGAGGGAGCUUGAGCCCCUGCCCUUCCAGGUGAAGGAUGAUGAGCUUCUGUCCCGGGGGCAACUGGAAGGCGAACCGGUGGCCGAGAGAAACGGCUUCUGCAUCCUUGGCCUGCUGAGGUCGAAGAUAGAGAGCCUGUCUCAUGGUUUCAGACUUUCAUCUCUUCAGGGUAGUUUGGCUCUGUGAAUGUGAUGGUCUUUCUGCUGCCUGAGUUGUGUAUAGCCGUAGAUAGUUCGUGAUGCGCAUGCGUUCUUGUGCAGUGUAUGUUUGUGAUUUUUGGUUUCGAGCAGAUAGUUUGGCCACGCUGCCACUGUUUCCUCUUUUUUUUUUUUUGCGAGGUUGCCACUGUUUCCUUGUUUCUUCUGUACAUGAUACCAGCCGACCACGUUUGCUUUCUUCUCUGCUCAGGAAUUUAUUCA
This is a messenger RNA of Triticum dicoccoides, 1964 nucleotides long. Its product is annotated as ACT domain-containing protein ACR2-like. The record is from RefSeq and is a predicted model, not a curated record. The transcript is spliced from 8 exons. The coding region runs from base 295 to 1731 and encodes 478 amino acids. NCBI's taxonomy places the organism in Eukaryota, Viridiplantae, Streptophyta, Magnoliopsida, Poales, Poaceae.